CCAGUUCGUUCUUAUACAGUCAAUGGUUAAAACUCUUAUGCGCUCUACCAGCGCGAGUAAUAAAGUUUAGAAGAAAAAAGUUGGCGCUAACGGGAAGUGACGUAAUUUAUAUGUGCGUAGCGACUCCCAUUAUUAGGCUGAGGAAUAAAUGUGUUUUUAAAACGUCUAAACCGUGAUUAAUCAUGAUUGUAACUAUCUAUCGGGUUACGUCAUGAUGCAACAUGAUUUCCUCGCUGCUCAUUCUCGUUGGGUUGGUUUCGGUCCUGUCGGAACCAGCGUCCAGCUGCGGGGAGAAAGAAUUCAGAUCCAAGGACGGAUUCUGCUGCCCGAUGUGCAAUCAAGGAUUGCAUGUGAGCAGAGACUGCACGGAGGACCUGGGGACCAAGUGUCAGCCCUGUCCGGAGGGAACCUUCACGGAUAAGCCCAAUGGCCUGAAGAGCUGCUCCAGCUGCACUCUCUGCACAGGCCACGGCCUCUUCACCAGACACAACUGCACCGCCACAUCAGACACGGUCUGCUGGGUCGUGGACGGAUACUUUUGUCGGGCUCCUGAAAUCUCCGGGUGCAGCUUAGCAGAAAAACAUUCCCAGUGCAAAUCCGGGCAGAAGACGAAGGAACCAGGAAGCAGCACAGCAGACACUGUGUGUGAAGAUUGUCCUCCCGGCUCUUUUUCUGUGGACGGACUGAACUGCACACGGUGGACAGAAUGUUCUGAGUCUGAAAGACGAGAGAGAGACGGAAGUUCAGUCAGUGAUGUGGUUUGCAGCUCAGCAUCAAGAAAUCAUGUUGCCUCAUGUUGUUCCUUUGGCCUAUUUUUAUUAUCACUAAUUAUUGCAACUUUUAUAAAAGUAUUCCUGUUCACACAGAACUAAACAAGAACCCACAACGACGACUCGUUUCAUCUCUGAGGAACUUUCUGCCUGAAGACGUUUGAACUUCAUCUACAGUGGAGGCUCUUAGGACAAAACUCAAAACUCAUUUUUAGCUUUGUUUUAAAUAGCUUUUACAUUUCCUCAUGUUGUCAUUUGAUUAUAAAUUUUUGUAUUUGUAAAUUUUUUUAUUUUUGUUUGGGAUAUUUUAUUUUUUACUGUUAUUUCAGCCCA
Molecule: messenger RNA, 1103 nt
Organism: Oryzias melastigma (Indian medaka)
Lineage: Eukaryota; Metazoa; Chordata; Actinopteri; Beloniformes; Adrianichthyidae
Product: tumor necrosis factor receptor superfamily member 14
Exons: 7
Coding region: 222-872 (216 amino acids)
Biological process (GO): negative regulation of alpha-beta T cell proliferation; positive regulation of T cell migration; defense response to Gram-positive bacterium
Cellular component (GO): external side of plasma membrane
Molecular function (GO): protein binding
Source: RefSeq, a predicted model, not a curated record